Messenger RNA from Salarias fasciatus (jewelled blenny), 1952 nucleotides. It is a transcript of the gene cdc6, whose product is annotated as cell division cycle 6 homolog (S. cerevisiae). Gene Ontology annotation, molecular function: DNA replication origin binding; ATP hydrolysis activity. Gene Ontology annotation, cellular component: nucleus. Gene Ontology annotation, biological process: DNA replication initiation; cell division; mitotic DNA replication checkpoint signaling. Bases 81 to 1814 code for a protein of 577 amino acids. The transcript has 12 exons. Lineage: Eukaryota; Metazoa; Chordata; Actinopteri; Blenniiformes; Blenniidae. The record is from RefSeq and is a predicted model, not a curated record.
CGGGAGAAGCAGAAGGACGGACCGGGAGGAAGAGACGGUUUACCGCCACAUCUCAGGACUGCUCUCCGCUCUGUACAGACAUGCCCAGAACUCGCUCUCAGGUCCAGGUCCAGCCGGAGCUGCCGUUCCCCCGGAGGAAGUCCUGCCGGGCGUCGAAGAAGACGACGGCGUCGCCCCAGAAAUGUCCCCCCGCCUCCCCGACCGGACCGCCGUCCCCGAGACGCCCCGUCGACGUCGGCGCGGCCGUCGCCCUGCUGCCUCGGAACGCCCCGCUGCCUCGGAACGCCCCGCUCUCCCUGCGCCGUCCGGCGGACGGCCCGCCCCCCCUGACGCCGCGGCGCGCCGCCGGCCAGGCCCCGCCCCCCUCCACCGCCGCUCAGACCCGCCUCCCCCUCAGCCCGCGGAAACGAACAGGUGACGACAACGGCUGCAACCUGUUCUCCGCCCCAACGGGCUCCCCCCCGAAGCAGCCCAGGUCCUCGCUGACCCCCCCCCGAAGGCCCGGCUCCGACGAGAACGCCCCGAUCCCCGCCUCUCCCGACUCCAGGCCGUCGCCGCGGCGACAGGAGACGCCGGCCGGGAGCCCCGCCCUCCAGAAGGCCGACAGGAAGCCGCCGGUGGCGCGGCUCUUCGCCGAGAAGUCUGGCUUCCAGAGCGUGAAGCGGGCGCUGCACACCGCCCUCCCCGACCGCCUGCUGUCCAGAGACGCCGAGCGGGCGUCCAUCCGCGGCUUCCUGGAGGAGACGCUGCUGCGGCGUCGGCCCGGCAGCCUCUACAUCUCCGGGGCGCCGGGCAGCGGGAAGACGGCCUGCCUGAGCUGCGUGCUGCGGGACAUGGAGGCCGAGCUGGCGCCGGUGAAGUCGGUCAUGGUGAACUGCAUGAGCCUGCGCAGCGCCCACGCCGUCUUCCCGCUGCUGGCCGACCGGCUGGGAGCGCCGGGCGGACCGGGCGGCCUGCAGAGGCUCCUGACGGCCCCGGGGCCCGCCGUCCUCCUCGUCCUGGACGAGAUGGACCAGCUGGACAGCAGAUCUCAGGACGUCCUCUACACCAUCUUCGAGUGGCCGCACCUCCCCAAGUCCCGCCUCUGUCUGAUCGGCGUCGCCAACGCGCUGGACCUGACCGACCGCAUCCUGCCGCGGCUGCAGGCCCGCCCCCGCUGCCGCCCCCUGCUGCUGAACUUCCCGCCCUACAGCCGGCAGGAGCUGGCGGACAUCGUGCAGGACCGGCUGGCUCAGGCGUCGGCCGACGGCGUCGUGGACGCGUCCGCCGUGCAGUUCUGUGCCAGGAAGGUGUCGGCGGUGUCGGGAGACGCCAGGAAGGCUCUGGACAUCUGCAGGAGGGCCGUGGAGAUCGUCGAGUCGGACGAGAGGAAGAACGACGCCGCCGGUCCCGCUGGGAGUCGAGGUGGCGCGGGUUCUGUCGGAGGUGUACGGCGACCGCAUGGCGUCCGGCGGCGGCUCGGAGGGCGAGAGCUUCCCGCUGCAGCAGAAGCUGCUGGUCUGCUGCCUGCUGCUGCUCAUCCGGACCGGCAGGAGCAGGGAGGUGGUCCUGGGAAAGCUCCACGAGGUGUACAGCCGGCUGUGCGCUCAGAGGAAGGUGUGUGCGGCCGGCCAGGCGGAGUGUUUGUCGCUCUGCAGCCUGCUGGAGAGUCGAGGGAUCUUCGCUCUGAAGAAGGCCAAAGAGGCUCGACUCACCAAGGUGUUCCUGCGGAUCGAGGAGAAGGAGGUGGAGAACGCGCUGAAGGACCGGACUCUGCUGGGCAGCAUCCUGGCUGCAGGACUCCCCUCCUGAUCCUCUUUAUUCAGCAGCCAUGAUUUUAGGGUUUCCUCGUUUUUGCAGGAAGUUUUGCACAGUGUUUUGUUUUUGUUCUUUUUUAAUGGUUUUAGUGAAUGUUUUUAUUUCGGGAGCAGCUUGAAGCUGCAGUGUUUUUUUUCCUCCGGUGAACGAACAGA